This is a messenger RNA of Guillardia theta CCMP2712, 2466 nucleotides long. RefSeq lists its product as hypothetical. Gene Ontology annotation, biological process: intracellular monoatomic cation homeostasis. The record is from RefSeq and is a predicted model, not a curated record. Lineage: Eukaryota; Cryptophyceae; Pyrenomonadales; Geminigeraceae. Gene Ontology annotation, cellular component: mitochondrial inner membrane. The transcript is spliced from 19 exons. Bases 174 to 2369 code for a protein of 731 amino acids.
AGCAGGGGGAGGAGGAGGAGGAGAAGCGACACAUGGUGAAGGAAGGAUGGAAAGAAGAUAAAACUUGUUGGAGUAGAGCAAUCAAAGUGAGAAGAAAGAUGCAUCCUUGAAGUUGGGUUGCUUCAGCAGCAAGCAAAACAGGUCCUUGUAGAUCGUGAACAGGGGCAAAGGCGAUGGUGCGAAGCAAGAUUGUGCUGUGCCUCUUGCUCUUCUCCUUCUUCAGUACGCAUCAAGUGAAUUCGUUUGUUGUUUCGUUCCGUCCAUCUGUGUUCAAUGCUGGACAGCACGUUCAGAACCCGUCAGCGCUUCAAUUACAGGUUUUGUCACGGACACCAGCAAGCGGAAUGGCGACAGGGAACGGAGGCCCGAGUAUCGAUCCUCUUCUGAAAGAACUCUUCUCCUCUCAUCGCAGACAUGGACGCUGCUCUCUUCGCUCUGCUGGGAGGGAGAACGUCGAAGAAGUGAAUCAAGGCAUUUCGCUGCCAGUAGAAGAGUCGGGUGGGGGCGGGAAGGAGCCGGGGUCUGUGCAUUCGUCCUCGAGCGCUCAGAUCCACGAGAUGAAACUACCGAAAGCUAGCGAGAGCCAGCCGAGUCAAAUCAGCUUGCUCAGGAAGCCUACCCCCCGCCUGCAGAAACUUAGAGACCUGCUCUUCAAGAAAGACGUCAUGGAGACGCUGACGUCGGCAGAGUUCGCGCUGAAACUUGACACCUCCGGUCUGUUCGCCAAUACUGUUGGGAUGGAGGCGAACGGAGUGAGAACGAGAACCACCAUCGACUACGAUCGCAUCUUUCGCAGGCUGGGAGCGUGUUUCACCGCCAUUGACAUGUAUGGCGCUGGUAGAAUCUCGAUGACCGAAGCAGAGCUGCUAUCGUUGCGCGACAGACUGCUAGAUAUGCAGGAGCAGGUUGCAAGACGCGUCGAGGCUGGGUUUGCUGAAAGCAGCAGAUCGAAUAUUGAAAACUCCAACGUAGACGCACAGUCAGAGACGGGAAGAGACAACGAAGGCGCUAGCACGUACAUCAGCCAAGCAAAAGAAUGGUUGGACAGCAUGCGAUCGUUUGACGUCUCAAGCAUCGGAGGAGUUUUGCAAGCUGCCAUUGAGGGUCGAGCGAAGGAGGUUUCGAGGCUGAGCGAGGAGGAGGAGAGAGGAGCCUUCGUACGCGAGGAUGGGUCGUUGGACUUUGACUUCGGAACUCGAGAUGAGGUGGAAGGGAUGGACAGAGCAGGUGUGAGGGUUGAAGUCUUGUCGCUGCAGGUUACGAGGAUGGGGAAAGAGCUGUGGGCGCGUCUGAACGGGGUCCCGCCUGGUGAGGAAGCAGCAGCAAGGAACUUGACAGCGUUGAAAGAUGCUCUCUUGAAUGAUCCUGUUGGACUUGAGCUGGAGGCCAAGGUGGUUCAAGCUCAAGAUGAUCUGAUCAUAGCAGAAGAGAGAAGAGAUUCCUUGUACAGAUCCCUUCAACGUCUUAGAGAAGGCGGCGAACUUCAUGAAGAUGCGGAAAAACCGAAUCGAAAUCAGAAGAGAAAGUCGUCGACGCGAAGUGACCCCAAGGCCUUCAACGAGGCUCUUGCAGCGCUCAUCUCUGAGAUUAGAGAUUGGGAAGCUCGGGUUCAGCGAGCCGAGCAGUUCCUUGCCCUUCAAGAGCUCCAGCUCGACAUGGAGAGGAUUUGUAUCUACCUUACCUACGAGAUCGAGCAGUCGGAGGAAGUGCAAGAGCAGCAGAAACUUGCUGUGGCUGAGUUUGGUCUGCUCGAUGCUCAGGUCGUCACGCUAGAUCAGCUCUCCGAGACCGUCCAGGAUCGCAACGCAACCAACAUCUACGACAGCCUGGGAGAGGAGGACAGCGUAGGGGAGGAGGAGCAUGGUGGCAUCGCCUCGCAGGAGACCUUCAUGUUGGACGACGUCAUCCUUGAUGAGGGUCUGCCGCUGGACGUGGGAAGAAAGUUUGCCGACGGUGCGAGGUUCUACGUGGAGGGCAGCAAGCUGCUGGGAACGGACGUGCAGUACGCCGUCCGACUGAUCAUCAAGGCCGCGCUCGGAGACACCCUCCAGCCAAGAGAGGUCCGCACUCUCAGGAGAACAGCAAAGGACCUCAUCACUUUCAUCCCCUUCAUCAUCAUCCUUCUUAUUCCCCUCAGCCCCGUCGGCCAUGUCCUUGUAUUCUCCUUCAUCCAGCGCUUCUUCCCGGAUUUCUUCCCCACCCCCUACACCGAUCGCCGUCAGAACCUCAUGAGGAUUUACCAAUCCGUUGAGCUUGUCAUGCCGGACACCAGCAGCGGCAAGCCCAGCAACCGCAUCUCCUCCUCUACCGUCCGCAGGAAUCGGGGAGGAACCACCACGCAGAUGCGACGAGAGCGAAUGAAGAGAUAAACUUCUAGUUACUGACUUAAGUAUUCAUUCGACUGUCUGUGCCCCGUAUCCCGCCGGCCGAUGGUUAUCCCAAACAAUAAAUGAUGAUCCACCCGGU